Molecule: messenger RNA, 731 nt
Organism: Durio zibethinus
Lineage: Eukaryota; Viridiplantae; Streptophyta; Magnoliopsida; Malvales; Malvaceae
Product: fibrillin protein 5 homolog
Source: RefSeq, a predicted model, not a curated record
CUUAAUCAUGACAUGGAUGCAGAAGAAAAAGAGAACGAACCAUCAGAGUACAGGACAGUUGACCUGAUCAAAUCAGACUUUUACCAGGCGAUCAAAGGAAUCAACAGAGGGAUUUUUGGAGUACAAUCUGCUAGAAAAUCUGAGAUUGAAGAACUGGUGGAGUUGCUUAAGUCCCAGAAUCCAACACCUGACGCUGCAUUGCAUCUAGAGAAGGUUGGAGGAUGCUGGAAGCUUGUUUACAGUACAAUAACAAUUUUGGGAGCCAAGAGGACAAAACUAGGAUUGAGACAUUUCCUCACCUUGAGGGAUAUUUAUCAAUCCAUUGAUGUUACCCAGGCCAAAGCAAUUAAUGUGGUCGAGUUCGAUGUUCGAGGUUUAAGUUUGUUGAAUGGACAGCUUACAAUUGAGGCUACCUUCAAGAUAGCAUCUAAAUCAAGAGUUGACAUAUGUUAUGAAAAAUCAACAAUCACUCCAGACCAGUUGAGGAAUGUGCUGUGGAGAAAGCAUGAUCUUCUGCUUAGCAUCUUCAAUCCCGAAGGUUGGCUUGACGUAUCGUAUGUAGAUGAUACCAUGAUGAUUGGAAGAGAUGAUAAAGGUAAUACCUUCGUCUUAGAAAGAUCGGAGUAAAGAACAAUCAAAUGAUCAUGUUUUCGCCUAGACCUCGCAGCAGAGCAUGAGAAUAGUUUUCUUCUUUUUCUUUGAAUACUAGAAAUAGUGGCAGCUAAAUGCUU